UCAAGUUCCUUUUCGAAGCGAGAUGAAGUGUUAGGCCGUAUCUAAAGCUGCGCUGCAAAGCCACCGUAAAAAAGCCAAAAUGUCCAAGUUUUUUAUGGCUGGAAGCUCUUCCAGCGAAUCAGAAGAUAGUGAUGUAGAAGAUGUAACUCCAGCACCAAGGGCUACACGCCCUGUAGCUCCAUCAAGGUUUUUGCCUAUGAGUGAUGAUGAGGAUGAUGUAAAAAGAACUGUUCGAAGUUUAAAAGAUAAGAGAUUUGAAGAAAUUCACACCGCUAUAAAACAGAUGAGAAACAGUAUGAAAAUUAAGGAUAUUGCCAAAGUGAUGACAGAAUGGGAAAACAUGUGCAAAGCAUAUAUCAAGGCAAAAACUGUUGUGGAAAAGGAAGGCAUCCCUGCAUUUUAUAUCAAAGCACUCGCUGACUUGGAAGAUUUUAUCCAAAAUCAAUGGGAGGACAAGGAGAGUCGUCAGAAGCUGUCAAAAGUCAAUGCAAAGAGUCUUAGCAGUCUUAGACAGAAAAUGAAGAAAUACAACAGAGACUUUGAAGAGAAAAUCAAAGAUUUUAAAGAGAACCCUGAACAAUAUGAGGAGGAAGAGGCAGAAGAAGAUGAAGAAAAGUCAGGUUCUGAAAGUGAUGAUAGCGAAGAUGAGGCUGAGGAAGUUGAGAAACCAAAAGCAUCCUCUAUGUUAAAACAACCAAAGCAAAAGCAAUUUGAUGAGGGUGAUGAAGAUGAUGAUGACUAUGAUUCAUUCUUUGAAGAUGAGGGUGAUGAAGAUGAAACAUCUUCAGAUGAUGAGUUGCCAGCUGGUGGUACCAGAGCCUUAACUGCAGCAAUGUUUUUAAAAACAGAAAAGAGUGAAGCAAAGGUUUCAAAGAAACAAAAGAAAGAAAAAAUAGAGGCAGAAGAUGUUGAAAAAGCAGAUAGAAAAACUGAAGGAAAACGUAGACUAGGGAAAGAGAUUGCAAUUGCAGACCAUGAAGGCUUUAUAGAAGUCACAAGGGAAAAAUCAAGACAACUUUUCCCCAAAGAUGUUGAGAUUAACCAUCAAGCAGUGCUGAAGAAAUUGCAAGAGAUCCUUGCAGUGCGUGGAAAGAAGAGCACAGACAAACCAGAUCAAGUUGGUUAUUUUAAAGAGCUCAAGAGGAUUUCUGACAAACACAAUCUUGGACCUGGGUUGAACCUGAAGAUCACCUUUAAUAUCAUGGCUGCCUUAUUUGAUUCAGUACCCACCACUGAUACACCGUUGAAACCAGAUAUGUGGAAAAAUGCUCUGGAAGAAAUUCAAAACAUUCUGACUUUGUUAGAAGAAAAUGAAGGCAUUCAAGUUGGGGACAACAUUUCUGAUGAUGCUGAGAAUGUUGAGAACCAAGAGGAGCCACUGAGAGUGCGUGGGUGUCCAUUUACAGUUUUGGAGAGACUGUAUACAGAAUUUUUAAAGAUCCUUCAAAACACAGAUUGUCACUCUACUGAAUAUGUCGACAGGCUGAGAGAUGAAGCUUUGCUUACCAAAAUUAUCCUUCGGAUGCAAAGUUAUUUAGAGAAGACUUCUACCACAGAUUUGAUUUCAAAAAUGUAUUUAUUACGGAUCGAGCAUAUUUAUUAUAAGCUUGAUAUGAAUGCUUUAAAGAAGAUUAGAGAACAAGUGGAGAAGAGCGGGCAAAAUCAAGCUGGACUCCGUGCUGGAAAGGAGGCAUUUCCCGAGAAGCAGGAAGAAAAGCCGAAACCCGAGGUUGAAACUGAACCAGAGGCUACAGGUGAAACCAAGAAGGAAGAUGAAACGACCCAGCCUGAAAAGGAAACCACUGAGAAUGCGGAAGAAAAAAAACAGACAGGGGAAGACAAUGUCAUUCAAGGCGAAAGCAAUUCAGAAAUUAUAGAUAAACUUUGCAAGUACGUAUACACCAACGGAUCAGAUCGAGUGAGAACACGAUCUAUGCUUUGUCAUAUAUACCAUCAUGCUUUGCAUGACAGGCUCUACGAGGCAAGGGAUUUGAUCCUGAUUUCUCAUCUGCAAGAAACCAUCCAGCAUUCAGACAUUCCAACUCAGAUCCUCUACAACCGCACAAUGGUUCAACUUGGGUUAUGUGCCUUCAGACAUGGAAUGAUCCGAGAUGCUCACAAUGCUCUGUUGGACGUACAGUCAACCAACAGGGUGAAGGAACUUCUCGCCCAGGGACUUAUGAAUAACAAAAACUUCGAGAGGUCUCCAGAGCAGGAAAAAAUCGAAAAACGACGACUUGUCCCAUUCCACAUGCACAUUAAUUUGGAACUUCUUGAGUGCGUCUACCUCACCUCGGCAUUGUUAUUAGAAAUUCCGUACAUGGCCGCUCGAGAGUACGAUAGCCGAAGGAGAAUCAUAAGCAAAAGCUUCCGCAACCAACUACGCAACAGUGAUCGCCAACCGUUGGUCGGACCUCCGGAAACAAUGAGAGAGCACAUCGUUGCAGCAGCCAAGGCCAUGAAGAAAGGAGACUGGAAAAAUUGUUCUGGCUAUAUUCUUGCUAUCAAGAGCUGGAAUUUGUUUAGCAAAUCUGAUGAAGUCAAAGAAAUGCUUAAAAAGAAAAUAAAGGAAGAAAGCCUGCGAACUUAUCUGUUCACAUAUAACAAGGUUUAUGAUUCUAUCAGCAUGCAUAGUCUAGCAGAAAUGUUUGAAUUACCCCCAACUAUCGUGCACAGUAUCGUCAGCAAGAUGAUCAUUGGUGAGGAACUGCAGGCAUCUUGGGAUGAACCAACUCAAACGCUUAUCCUACAUCAUGGCGCUGAGCCUACUCUUCUUCAAAGCUUAACUUUGCAACUUGCAGACAAGAUUGGAAAUCUUGCCGAGCAAUAUGAACGUAUAACGGACUUCAAACACGGUGGAUAUUUUGAUAAAGGAAGACAAGGACGAUUCAGGCACGGAAGGCAGUAGCGGAAAAGAGAAAGUCGACAUCGAUUAUUUGCUUCAAAAGGAAAAUUGGAAUCUAGGGAACUCGUUGACAGUUGUUAUUGUCAUUAUCAAUGGAAACCUGCACUUUAAAAAUCGCAUCUAUUUUAGUCAUUAAUAUACAAUGUUUAUUUUUGGCUGAUCAAUAUUAUUCUGUUAGAUUUAGCAACAGUUUACUCAUUGGCGAUUUUUGUCUGUUAAUAUUGUUUCUUCAAGAAAUUUCGAGAUCAGUAUUUUUUAUUACCUUAAAAACCAUUUAUGUUCAAAUCAAGAGCAAAGUCCUCACUGAUGCUGUUUGACUAACACCAAAAACAGCUGAUUGACAACACACUACGUUGUGAAUAAAGUAAACUGUUGUCUAAAUUUAUUUUCUGUAUCUUUAAACUGUUAUUUAUCUUGAUGACUUUAGUGCCAUAGCUCUGGCUAAGAGGAAUAUUAGAGAUCAAUGGUGAAAUUGAA
Molecule: messenger RNA, 3382 nt
Organism: Rhopilema esculentum
Lineage: Eukaryota; Metazoa; Cnidaria; Scyphozoa; Rhizostomeae; Rhizostomatidae
Product: eukaryotic translation initiation factor 3 subunit C
Biological process (GO): translational initiation
Cellular component (GO): eukaryotic translation initiation factor 3 complex
Molecular function (GO): translation initiation factor binding; RNA binding; translation initiation factor activity
Source: RefSeq, a predicted model, not a curated record